This is a messenger RNA of Melospiza melodia melodia, 2744 nucleotides long. RefSeq names its product ORAI calcium release-activated calcium modulator 2 (gene ORAI2). The record is from RefSeq and is a predicted model, not a curated record. Gene Ontology annotation, molecular function: store-operated calcium channel activity. Gene Ontology annotation, cellular component: membrane. Gene Ontology annotation, biological process: store-operated calcium entry. NCBI's taxonomy places the organism in Eukaryota, Metazoa, Chordata, Aves, Passeriformes, Passerellidae.
UCUCCCAUCAUGAGCACUGAAUUAAACGUUCCGGUGGAUCCUUCCACUCCUGCCUGCUGCUCUGAGCCUGGCACCAAGGCUGGAUUAUCGGACUGGGUCCGAAGGAGCUACCUGGAGCUGGUCACCUCCAACCACCACUCUGUGCAAGCCCUGUCCUGGAGAAAACUGUACCUGAGUCGAGAACUGAAAGCCUCCAGCAGAACCUCUGCUCUGCUCUCUGGAUUUGCAAUGGUGGCCAUGGUGGAGGUGCAGCUGGAGGUGCAGUACAAGUACCCCCAGAUGCUGCUGAUCGCCUUCAGCGCCUGCACCACGGUGCUGGUGGCCGUUCACCUCUUCGCCCUCCUCAUCAGCACCUGCAUCCUGCCCAACGUGGAGGCUGUGAGCAACAUCCACAACCUGAACUCCAUCAGUGAGUCCCCCCACGAGCGCAUGCACCCCUACAUCGAGCUGGCCUGGGGCUUCUCCACCGUCCUGGGCAUCCUCCUGUUCCUCGCUGAAGUCGUGCUCCUGUGCUGGAUAAAAUUCCUGCCAGUGGGCUCCAUCCUGAAAAACGAGACCACCAACGUGGAGAAGCCCAGCAGCCACGCAGGGUGGCAGUCAGCACUGGUGUCCACCAUCAUCAUGGUCCCUGUGGGUCUGAUUUUUGUCGUCUUCACCAUCCACUUCUACCGCUCCUUGGUGCGGCACAAAACGGAGCGGCACAACCGGGAGAUCGAGGAGCUCCACAAACUGAAAGUGCAGCUGGAUGGGCAUGACAGAGGCAUGCAGGUGGUGUGACAGAGCCUGCACACAGCUCAGCCAGGGCUGAGAGCAAAAUAACCUGGUCUGCUGCUUGGUGAGACGCACCAGGGAUGGAUUUUCUUGAGGCUUAAAUCUGUAAAUGCUACUUGCCUGCCAUUUCUAGCUGUGGGUUCUUGUGCUGUUCCACGUGCUGGGGCUCUGCCCUGGUUCUGGUCCCACACACUUGGUACUUAAGUCGACACUGCCGUGGUGUUCAAGGUCAAAACUUUAUCUACCUUAAUAUUGGUAGCCAAAAAUCUGUAUUUUUUACAAAUGCAAUAUUCCAUUGCCAAAAGUGAAACUGCAUCGGCUGUCCCAAAGGUCUCUCUGUGUGUAUGUGUGUGUGUAGGACCUGUCUUACCUGUCAGAACUCCCUGGCUGUCCGUGCAUCCACAAUUAACUGGCAGCUCAUUCCUAGAGCAGAGCUGAUUAAUGUGGGCACCUGCAGCUGACUCAAGGACAUCCAGGAAAGCACAACAGAAACUGAGAAUGUUGAUCACCGUUUGUUCCAAAGCAAGUAUUCUAUAAAUACAUAACCAGAAAGAAAACAGCCUUAGCUUUUAUGUUCUUUUUUUUUUUUUUUUUUUUGCUGUUCUUUACUGUAUUUUUACAGCUUGGGAUGUAGAAAUUGGAAUUGCAGGAGGCCUGGGAAGUUCUCUCACACUUUCUUCAGUGGCAUCUGUCACCUUAGCUUGAGUAAGUGCCAAGAUCGUGUUUUUCCCAAUAACAGGCAGGAGUGCCCAUGGAAGGCUUACAGGUGUUUUAGAUUUAACAAGGACAUUCCUAAAACAGAACAGUGACAGGGAAUUUAAUGAGACAAGACUUUGAAGGACUAACAAAGCAAGUUUCAAGGAGGUAAAGGAGUGACAGCAAGUACUGUAGAAAUCUGCCACUGUGUCUUCUUCAUUUGUGCAUUGCUGCAAUGCCUUUUGCCUGGUUUGCUGGGAGAACAAGCCAGUCCUGUACUAUUUCAUCAUUUGGGUGUUUGGUUUUUUUCUUUUUUUCUUUUUUAAUUGGCUGUAGCAUUUUUCUGUCAGAAAUGAAUGCUUCCUUCUCCCAUCACCAAAGCAGACGAGUCCUCUGGUGGAACCUGGAGCUGUCCUGGCGAGCCUGAUGGAGCUGGAUCUGGCAGGAAUGCUGUGUGCCAUUAAAGAGCUAUCCCUUUCCUUUGAGCUCAUUUCUUUUUUCAGCAGCUGAGACAAUGACACUUGCAUGUCUGUGUUGCUUUGCAAGGGAAGCUUGUAAAUUCCACAGCAUCCUCGUGGGUGAAAACUUCUGUAAAAAGAAAACCAAUUUUAUUAUUUUGGGUAACUUUGUGGAGAGAAAAGAGUGUUUUGCAAUCAUCAGCUCUUUUAAGGGAAAGUCAGGCUUUCUGACACACAGGGCUGCAAGAAGCAUAAGCACAUUUUCUUGGCCUGAUCCUGUGCUAGUUUCCUCCUCUGCACUCCAAAACUGCAGUUACAGAGUCUCUGAGGCCUUAUAGGUUUCUGAAAUCAUUAAGGAUGUUUAUAAUGUUCUAUUUAACCCUGGGCCCUUAUUCCACUGGGAUUUGAGGCAGUGUAAUGCAUGUCAGCUUCCCAGAAGGGACAGCACAUGCAGACCCCAGGGGAGCAGGGUGAGCCUAUCCCAAUAUUCCCCUCUGUCAAGGGCCUUGGAAACCACCUCUCAUCUCUCUUGUUACAUGGGAAUGUGAGCAUUGCUGAACAAGUUGCUUAGCACUGUGUCUGUGGCUUUCAUCUGCUGUUCUUGCUGCAGUUGGCAUGUACCAUAUUGGCUGAUGUGCAGCAAAGAAAAUAGUCUUUGUGUGCUAAAUGACUAAUCUGUACUCAUGUGCAUAUGCAAAAAACAAGGAGUGUCCUCCAGGAAGUGGGGUGGUCGUGAAAUUCAUAUGAACUCCCCAGGACUCUCCCCUUUCUCCCUCCUCUUUUUACCAUAAUAAAAAUUUAAAGGUUUAUACAACAGAA